AGUCGAGCACCAGGUAAUUUCCUCCCAGGCCUCCAUGGGCUUAUGUAUAAAGGCCCUCCAGAGCUGGUCCCUGAUACAGCCCUGAGCCUGCAGACUCAACCAGACCCUCCACUGAGCUGGCUGCCCCAAGCCCCAUGAAGCUGAUGGCCCUGCAGUUGCUGCUCUGGCACAGUGUACUUUGGACAGUGCAAGAAGCCACCCCCUUGGGCCCUGCCAGCAACCUGCCCCAGAGCUUCCUGUUCAAGUGCUUAGAGCAAGUGAGGAAGAUCCAGGCCGAUGGUGUGGUGCUGCAGGAGAGGCUGACGGGCUGCCUGAGACAACUCCACAGCGGCCUCUUCCUCUACCAGGGCUUUCUGCAGGCCCUGGCAGGGAUCUCCCCCAAGUUAGCUCCCACCCUGGACAUGCUGCAUCUGGACAUCGCCGACCUUGCCACCAACAUCUGGCAGCAGAUGGAAGACCUGGGGGUGGCCCCUGCCGUGCAGGCCACCCAGGGCACCAUGCCAAUCUUCACCUCAGCCUUCCAGCGCCGAGCAGGAGGUGUCCUGGUUGCUGCCAACCUGCAGAGCUUCCUGGAGCUGGCAUACCGUGUUCUGCGCUACCUUGCCGAACCCUGAGCAAAAAACCCUCCCCAUUCAGUGUAUUUAUCUCUAUUUAAUAUU
Molecule: messenger RNA, 659 nt
Organism: Pteropus alecto (black flying fox)
Lineage: Eukaryota; Metazoa; Chordata; Mammalia; Chiroptera; Pteropodidae
Gene: CSF3
Product: colony stimulating factor 3
Exons: 4
Coding region: 135-614 (159 amino acids)
Biological process (GO): positive regulation of cell population proliferation; immune response; positive regulation of myeloid cell differentiation
Cellular component (GO): extracellular region
Molecular function (GO): cytokine activity; growth factor activity
Source: RefSeq, a predicted model, not a curated record